This is a messenger RNA of Magallana angulata, 1503 nucleotides long. Its product is annotated as leucine-rich repeat-containing protein 74A-like. Bases 1 to 1503 code for a protein of 500 amino acids. NCBI's taxonomy places the organism in Eukaryota, Metazoa, Mollusca, Bivalvia, Ostreida, Ostreidae. The record is from RefSeq and is a predicted model, not a curated record. Gene Ontology annotation, molecular function: calcium ion binding; protein binding. The transcript is spliced from 10 exons.
AUGCCAGGAUCCAAAACGGGGUUCCUCGAUGAACAGGACGGACUCGAACCCAGGGACACUGUUUUCUUUGGAGGGGAUAUCGAGGGUCGUCCUCAGGAAAUUGAGGACGACAUUGAGGACAUUGAUGAUGAACUGGAAGACGAGUUUGGUGAAGACUUGGAUAACAUAUCUUCCAUCGGCUCAGACGACGAGGCAAAAGCUGCAGAGUAUGACACAGAUCUUGAAGUAGAUGCAGAAAAGCUAAUAUUCCCAGACAGAUAUGAUCACGACACAAGUGGAAAAUCAGCAUAUUUAAAGAAAUGCGAAGAAAUCGGGGUACAGCCGAUCACGUUCUUCUUAAAACAUAUGCAUGACACAGAGCUAGUCAUGAAAUACCACAGUCUUGGUCCUCAGGGGAUGAAAGCAAUAGCCACACCACUGGAGGUGAAUACAGUGAUAGAGAAGAUAGAUCUCGAGGGCAACUACAUCCUGGGAGAGGGAGCCACGUAUCUGACGAGAGUUCUACGAGAAAAUGUUUACGUCACAGAAUUGAGAAAUGCGUCAAUAAAGACGUUAAUGCUCCGCCAUAACAUGUUUGAGGAUGGGGGGGCUCAAUGGUUCUCCGACUCCAUGAAUGAAAAUGUCACCCUGGAGACUCUGGACCUCAGCUUCAACCGAUUCCAAAACAAAGGAUGUGUUCUCUUAGCUCAAGCUCUCAAGGACAACGUUGGGCUAAAAUAUCUUGACAUCAGUAUGAACGGCUUUGGCCUAGAGGGCGCUCGGGCACUAGAGGGCGCUCUGAAGGAAAAUAAGUACCUGACGGACCUAAACAUCAGCUACUGUCGUAUUCCAGACGAGGCUGCUGUCCACAUAGCGGGGGGUCUGCAGCACAACGACACACUGGAAAAUCUAAACAUUGGAUAUAAUCCUUUACAAGAAGAUGGAGCGGACAAAAUAAUGACAGCUAUUCAAGUCAAUCAAAGCAGUGUAUUAAAACUUAUAGACUUUGGUGUUCUCAUGGUAAAAAAGUCGUUCAAAGCACUGGAGGACCAACUUGCAGAAGAGAGAGGUCUAAAGACGAUUUAUGGCGGGGUGUUGCCCGACUGUCCCCGCACGAAGCUUAGGGGAGAGGGUAGAGAGAUCGACGCCAUGAAAAUGCUGCUGCGAGAUCCCAUGUCAAAGUUAAAGGCAUACGUAGAAAAAGAGGGGUACCGAAUGAUCGACCUUCUGAAGUCCUUUGACAGAGACAAUAGCUUUACAAUAUCAUUAGAGGAGCUCAAAGAGGGUAUUAGGAGAUGUAACAUAGACCUCAGCGAUCCUCAGAUUUCACAGCUGAUGAGACAACUGGAUAAAGAUGGAAAUGGGGAAAUUGACUUCAGUGAACUUCUACAAGGAAAUGAUGAAUUAAUACUGAAGAAAAGGGCGGCAAAGAAAUGGCAGCAAGCUCACGAUAAAACUCUAGAAGAAACUCAGAUGGAGGCCAAGUCGGAACCCAAGACCUAUAUGUCAACGAUAGACACGUGA